CUGAAUUUAAUUAUUUUUAUCACGCUACUUUUAUGAAGAAAACAAACUUGCAAAUUAUUUACUUGCAGUUGUGCUAACACACGAUCUUACUGGACUUUGCUAUUUUGUGUGAGGCUGGUGAAUUCGAUGUGACGCGCAGUGAUGAACGGCAGCUCGAAUCCGCCUCUGGAUAAAGAAGAGCAUGUGUUAAAGCUCGGAGAUAGUUUUGAGAAGAGGCCAAAAUCAUCUUUUCACACCAUCAGAUAUGAUUUUAAACCAGCAUCCAUAGAUACAUCCUGUGAAGGAGAAUUACAAGUAGGAAAAGGAGAUGAGGUUACCAUCACAUUACCACACAUACCAGGCUCCACUCCACCAAUGACAGUGUUUAAGGGCAACAAAAGGCCGUAUCAGAAAGACUGCGUUCUCAUCAUCAACCAUGACACUGGAGAGUUUAUGUUGGAAAAGCUCAGCAGCAGCAUACAAGUCAAGAAAACAAGAGCUGAGGGCAGCAGUAAGAUCCAGGCUCGUAUAGAGCAGCAGUCAGUGAGAGCUAACCAGCUGACGGCACAGUUCCGCACCCCUAUCAAGCCCGGAGUGGGGGCUAAGACCUCACCAACCAAAGACAACCCUUCACCUGAGCCUCAGCUGGAUGACAUCAAACGAGAGCUGCGGGCCGAGGUGGAUGUGAUUGAGCAGAUGAGCAGCAGCAGUUCGUCAGACUCUGGCAGUUGUUCUGGCAGUGGUGAUGACAGCUCCUGCAGUGACGGAGAACAGGAAACUCAUCUCUCCCCCAGCAGGAACAACAUGGCCAACGGAAUGAACAAAUCACAAGGCAGUAAUCAGCUGAUGAACACACUCCGAAAUGAUCUUCAGCUAAGUGAAUCUGGCAGUGACAGUGACAUCGACUGACCUCCUAGCUGAUGUUCAGCACUUACAAACAUAGAUUGUGUUUCUCUGCGUUACGUGCUUUCAUA
Sinocyclocheilus anshuiensis is the source of this 953-nucleotide messenger RNA. Its product is annotated as ELL-associated factor 1-like. Gene Ontology annotation, biological process: transcription elongation by RNA polymerase II. Bases 142 to 888 code for a protein of 248 amino acids. The transcript is spliced from 7 exons. NCBI's taxonomy places the organism in Eukaryota, Metazoa, Chordata, Actinopteri, Cypriniformes, Cyprinidae. Gene Ontology annotation, cellular component: super elongation complex. The record is from RefSeq and is a predicted model, not a curated record. Gene Ontology annotation, molecular function: transcription elongation factor activity.